This is a messenger RNA of Sitodiplosis mosellana (orange wheat blossom midge), 2467 nucleotides long. It is a transcript of the gene Vps33B, whose product is annotated as vacuolar protein sorting-associated protein 33B. The transcript is spliced from 2 exons. The record is from RefSeq and is a predicted model, not a curated record. The coding region runs from base 127 to 2052 and encodes 641 amino acids. NCBI's taxonomy places the organism in Eukaryota, Metazoa, Arthropoda, Insecta, Diptera, Cecidomyiidae. Gene Ontology annotation, biological process: intracellular protein transport; vesicle-mediated transport. Gene Ontology annotation, cellular component: CORVET complex; lysosome.
ACUGUCAUUAAAUGUCAUGACCGAUUUAAUUGGAAAACGUAAACAAUUAAGCGAUGAAAUUCUUUUAUUUUUUCUUCAUUUUAAAUUGUCAUAAAGUCUAGUUUUGUUUUUAUUUUACCACAUAAAAUGGAUUUUACGUUAGACAAGAAACUGCAGGGAUUCCGGCAAAUUGCCCAAGAGAAGCUGCAGAAUAUUUUGUGUUCAAUUCCGGACAGUCAAAAAGAUAUAGUUAUCGAAACGUGCCUUAUUAAGCCAUUGGAACACAUUUGUGGAGCAUCUUGGUUACGCGCAAAUGGAGUUAAUAAGAUAUAUAAGUUUGAUUCGAAGAAUCCACCGCAGCGAAAAUCAACGAUUGUUUACUUCAUUUCAUCCAGUUUGAUAACGUUUAAAUAUAUUUUGGAUCAAAUCCACGCAAUAAAUGGUCAUCAGCAGACGGAAAAGCAAUUAUCGGACAUGGGAACAAAGCCAUUUCAUGUGAUAGUGUUGCCAACAGUACUGCAUAGUUUCGAAGUGGUGCUCGAAGAAGAAGGUCUUUUCGGUUAUGUGGAAAUGCAUCGAUUCAAUUGGGAUUUCAUUACAAUCGACAGCGGUGCAUUGAGCCUCGAAAUUCCACAACUGUUUCAAGAAGUGUUCAUUCGCGAGGAUACAAGUUUACUGCCAUCAAUAGCGCACAGUUUACGCAUUUUUAACAUGGUGUGUCGUCGUCCAUCGUUGUUGAUAACUUACGGGGAAAAUGCUGCCAAAGUGGCCAAUAUGAUCGAUCAAAUUGAAGGAUUUCGGAACGCACCACCCGAAGAGAAAUCCGAUUUUACUACCAUGAUCAUAAUGGACCGGAAUAAAGAUUACGCUUCGGCUCUGUUGACGCCAGUCGUCUAUUCAGGCCUUUUGCUCGAAAUAUUUCGCUCCGUUGCGGGCACACUACAAAUUGACGAACACAAAAAUCGUAUCCAAAGUGAAAGAUUGCACUUUUUGAAAAGUAAAUCGAAAAACGAAACGACAAAUGAAAAAGAAGCGGUUACAAAUCUUCGCUUGAUGGACUCCGUUGAUGGUAUUUACCAUGAAAAUCGAUACAAACACUUUAGCGAUGCAAUUAGUUUGCUCAGUUCACAGGCAAAGGCGCUGGGAAUGGAAGGUCGGAAUAUUCAAGGCAUGGAAAUUGGUGAGAUGAAUGAGUUUGUGAUGAAAAUAUUACCGAAAGUCACGUCACAAAAGAAAGAACUCUUUAAGCAUUUGAUAUUAUGUGAAAAUAUUGUCAAUGAACUUGGCGGCAAUUUCGAGCAAUUGCAAACAAUGGAAGAAUCGAUGCUCUACAAUCGGAAUAAAAAACAAACAUUUCAAAAAAUCCUAGAACUGCUCACCACCGAUGCGCAUCGAUACAAUUCGCUACGAUACAUUUGUCUUUUGCAUUUGACGUGCGGGCUAAAUGCAGACGAAGCUUCCACAUUCAUGACAAACUAUUUAAAUGCGUUUGGUUAUCAACAUUUACCAAUAUUUUCGCAUUUGGCCACCGCCAAACUAUUUCCAGAUCUUCCGAAUUUAGCGAAAACCAAAAUACUCAACAAUAUUUCGCUUAAAUGGCAAAAUGCAUUCCAAAUCGAGGCAAAUCGCAUGAAACUGUUGCCAACCAAUGCAAGUGUUGAUCAAGCAACCGAUGCUAAUUCAACGGAUCGUCGUGAUCCGGUCGAUGCAUCCUAUGUGUUCAAUGGAUCGUAUAUUCCAUUGAUCGCACAAUUGGCAAAUUUAUUGUGCAGCGCAUCAUCAGUUUUUGAUUUUGCCGAUAAAUUUGGCCACACCGAACAAAUCAUAUUCCAUCGCUGUUUUCAGCAAUCUAAGCUCAGCAUUCCAGGGAUAGUGGCUGGCGUGAAGAAGGGUGAAAUCCGAGACUUUUUCCCACUCAAGCCAAGAACGAUUUUCUGCUUUGUUAUCGGCGGCAUCACAUAUGCGGAACUGGCUGCAAUUAACUUCGUUGAAAAAAUGACCGGUUCGAAGAUUGUCGUUGCAUCCGACUGCAUUGCCUCAGGCAGUGAUUUUAUCGAGGCCGCUUUUUGUUGAACAAUUUGUUAUGAAUUUGAUUGAAAUAAAUUAUACAAAUGUUCUACCUAUGGAAGAAGCGACUCACCAAAUACCAUGACAACCGCACGAAUACUCUAUUAAAAUAUUCAUAAGCGUUCGCAACAAUAUUCAUGGCGCGGCAUUUGAAGAGUCGUUUCCUUCUUCUGGUUUUGAAAUCUCGUCCAUUCAGCUAUUAGGUUUUACUUAGCACUUAUUUUUUUUUGUAGCACAUUAGACAAUAUCUAUAUUGAUCAAAAGAGAAAUCCCUGUUUUUAAAACUCUGUUCAAAGUGCAAGAGAAUACUAUUUUAGAGAAGAGAAAAUGAUUGAAAAUCAUUUAUUUUUUAUAUCAUAAUAAAAUACUGUUGAUUAACAUCUUUUUGAGCAUUGAAUUUAUGCUCGUAUUCGCUUUGAAA